Messenger RNA from Gasterosteus aculeatus aculeatus (three-spined stickleback), 2553 nucleotides. RefSeq names its product annexin A11a (gene anxa11a). Lineage: Eukaryota; Metazoa; Chordata; Actinopteri; Perciformes; Gasterosteidae. Gene Ontology annotation, molecular function: phosphatidylserine binding; calcium ion binding; calcium-dependent phospholipid binding. The record is from RefSeq and is a predicted model, not a curated record. Gene Ontology annotation, biological process: cytokinetic process; phagocytosis. Gene Ontology annotation, cellular component: plasma membrane; cytoplasm; nucleus.
CAUGGAGAAGCGCAGGUGGGUGGGUUCCUUUUAAUGGAAAAUACGAGCCCCGCCCAUUCUCCUUAAGUACGGCAAGAACCGCGGCUGGUAAAAGAAAUCCUUCCACCAGGAAGAGACUGCAAGCGGACUCAACCAUGAGCUACCCUGGAUACCCCCCUCAGGCAGGUGCCUACCCUCCACAAGCUGCUGGCUACCCAUCUCAGCCUGGAGCUUACCCUCCCCAAGCUGGCGGCUACCCUCCCCAGGCUGGAGGCUACCCACCCCAAGCUGGAGGCUACCCUCCCCAGGCCGGUGGCUACCCUCCCCAGGCCGGUGGCUACCCUCCCCAGGCCAGUGGCUACCCCCCACAGGCCGGAGGUUAUCCCCCUCAGGCUGGUGGAUAUCCUCCUCAGGCUGGAGGCUUUCCUCCUCAGGCUGGAGGCUUUCCUACACAGGCAGGAGGCUUUCCUCCUCAGGCUGGAGGGUACCCACCAGCACCACCCCAAGGCAGCUGGGGAGGUGGCCCUGCUGCUGGAUAUCCCACCAUUGGACUUGGCAACUUAUCCAACCCUGGAUAUGCUGGCAUGGCCAACCAGAUCUCUGCAGGCAUUGCUGGUUUUUCUCAAAAUCCGUCCAUGUUGGCCUACGCUUCUGGGGGGUACCCACCUGCCACUCAGCCCGGUGGACAUGGUGCUCCCUCCCCUAACCAACAGUCCUAUGGCCUGUACCCACAGCCAGGAGGGAACAUGCAACAACCCCAAGGCCCAGGGGCGGGUUACCCUGGUCAGCCUGGACAGCCAAUGCCUGGUUAUGGAGGAGCAGCACCUACACCCAGUUACCCAAAGGCCCCUUCACCAAAUCCAUCCAUGCCAGCCUACGGAGGAGGAGGAGGAGGAGGAACCAUGCCGAUAGCCCCCCCUGUCAAUAGAGGAUACAGGGGAACAAUCAAGGACUUUCCGGGAGCUGACCAGCUUAAAGACGUGGAGGUCCUUAGGAAGGCCAUGAAGGGCUUUGGAACUGACGAGCAAGCCAUCAUCGACCUACUGGGUAGUCGCUCCAAUAGGCAGCGCGUGCCUUUGCUGCGAGCCUACAAAACGUCCUACGGGAAGGAUCUGGUUAAGGACCUGCACUCAGAACUGUCAGGAGACUUUAGGAAGCUGGUCAUGGCCACGUUGAAGGCGCCUGCUGAGUUGGAUGCAUCUGAGCUCCACAGUGCCAUAAAGGGCGCCGGGACUGAUGAAGCCUGUCUCAUAGAGAUCUUGUCUUCUCGCUCCAGCGCUGAAAUCAGGGAGAUAAACCGUGUUUACAAACUAGAGUACAAGAAGUCACUGGAGGACGCCAUUAGUGGGGAUACUUCAGGCCACUUCCGCAGGCUGCUCAUCUCCCUUGCACAGGGUAAUCGUGAUGAACGAGAGACCGUUGACAUCUCUCUGGUUCAACAGGAUGCUCAGGCCCUGUAUGCUGCUGGAGAAAACAAGCUUGGAACCGACGAGUCCAAGUUUAAUGCUAUUUUGUGUGCGCGAAGCAAACCUCACCUCAGAGCAGUGUUUCUUCAGUACCAGCAGAUGUGUGGCAGGGAUAUCGAGAAGAGCAUCAACAGGGAGAUGUCCGGAGACCUGGAGAGUGGCAUGUUGGCAGUGGUAAAGUGUAUUAAGAACACACCUGCCUAUUUUGCUGAGAGACUUUACAAAGCCAUGAAGGGAGCUGGGACCAAAGACACAACCCUCAUCCGGAUCAUGGUCACCCGCUCUGAAGUUGACAUGCUGGAUAUUCGCCAGGAGUAUGUCAAAAACUACGGCAAGUCGCUGUACACACACAUCUCUGGAGACACAUCAGGAGACUACAAGAAACUCCUCCUGAAGUUCUGCGGGGGCAGUGACUGAGAAAUAAACAGUCUACCGCAUUAGCAUUAUUCUAUAGAUAUCUCCGCUCUGCCAUAUUUUUAUGCAUUAUACGCAAACUGCAAGCUGCAUGCCAUGCCAGUACUCUCAAUACAAUGUUUACCUUGUUUAAAAAAAUGAGUAUAUAAAGCUGUUUACUUUUCUAUAUACAGUAUGCAAACAAAAGUUGUAUAUUUUUAUCACUAUUGAUAUAUUUGCUGGAUAUUUUUGGUUUGACCUACAUCGCCAUACAAUAAAUAUGAAAGGUAGAUAGAAAUGGAUUUAUUUUAUAUUUUUGAUGUUAUGUUUAAAUUCAGCCAUUAGAGACGUCAGAAAUCGAAUGACAUCAGGUCAUUUUAUAAUGUUCAGCAAUGCUGAAUAGAUGAGACAUAUUAUGAGAAUACAUAGCAGCUAAUCAUCAAGAAGAUAAUUCUAUAUUUUGUUUAUGUUUGUAUUGGUUCGUCAACUUGUGCUGUAUUUGCAUCAGAUGCUUUUAUUCAUGUUUCACUCUUAGUUGCUGUUGUAGCAUGUUAAACGGAAGCAUCACAUUUCAUAGAUUGUUGGUGCUUCUAUCUUUUUGACUCUCAGAAAACAGAUAUUUUAGAUCUUUUCCUUGACGUAUUUGAGGUUCAUCGCAUGUAAUACAUACUUUAUUUGAAAAGUGCCAUAAAGGAAAAGAUCUUAAGAUUCCAAA